Molecule: messenger RNA, 23335 nt
Organism: Porites lobata
Lineage: Eukaryota; Metazoa; Cnidaria; Anthozoa; Scleractinia; Poritidae
Source: the annotation of a GenBank genome assembly
CGACAGCGUUGAACCAGACAUGCAAAUUAAACAAAAUGUUAAAUAUGACUUUGAUCGGCGAUUACGUUGUGCGGCAAAAUGCAGGCACUUCCUUAUCUUCAGCUCAGAGAGUCUGAGAGCCCUGUUUCUCCAGAAAAGAAGAACUAUAGGUUAAGUUUGCACGAAGCUUUGCCGAAAACAGCACAGAGUAGCGACGAGCAAACAAGAAGUGGGAAAAAUGUCAACAGAUCGGUGAGUAAGUGAAGUGUUAGUCAACAGCGCAAUAGCAAAUAAAAGCAAUUAGCAACAAUUAAGCAUGGAUCUUUGAUGGACUGGUAAUGAAUUAUAUUGCGUUUCCAACAGGUUCUUGAUCUAUUUAAAUCGUAUUUGAAGCUUUAUGUUGGCGUUUUGCUCGUCAACAUACUUUGUAUGCGCGCAAUUUUCUUGUGAAUUUGCUGUCUGUGUCGGGAUUGGUGUCGGUUUGAGGUGCGUACUGCUAGCCAACCAGUCUUAGGUUUAGACAACUGCGAAGUUCUUUUUGAAUUUAGAACCCUAUAUAUAGAUGUCUAUAUUAUAGGACAGUCUUUUUUGAAGUUCCUUAUUCUGUGUUUCUGGAGAUUGAUUUAAAAGGAUAUUAUAGACACCAUAUUACAAAAAGCGCAUGCAAAUGUAUUUAUUUAUAUUAUCUUAUUAUUAUUUCCAUUUCUGCAAUAUUAUUUUCAUUUGUAAAUGCCAUAAGAAGUCAUUACUCAAACCAAUAGUUCUGUUAUACAGUCGACUCUCUCUUAACAGGCACCCCUAUAAGACAGACACCUCAGUAAAAUUGACAUCUAGAGUUAGUCCCAGCCUCUAUAAGACAGACACUCUUAGUGCAAUUCCCAAAUUAAAGGUGUCUGUCUUUAUUUUGAUAUUACAAGCUGAUACAUGUGUGCAACAUCUAGUUUUUUUUUUACAUGUACUUAAUUUAUUAUUUUUUGAUUAAAGAGUCUCUGGUACAUACCAAUAUUCCUGUAUCUGCUAAUUAUGAAAAUAAUUUGGUAAAGAUUCAUACGUUUCGUCACAAAAGUUAAUUAGUAUUUCCCACAGAUAAUCAUCCACAUAUAUUUUUAGAUGACUUAUAAUAGACAUUUGGUGGCUAUUUUAAAACAUGGGAAUGUUAGCAUGACAACCUCAUAACAUUUACAUAGAACACCUACCUGAUCCAUCGGCAGGAUUCUUACGAAUAAAUAGCUGAGAUUUUUCUGUACAAAAGAAUAUAUUUUAUCCCCACUUGAUCACAACUUUGUUAGUAAAACACUGUGUUAAAAAUGCUCUUUACUGAAGUUUUCUAGAAAAUUCUUGUAAUAGUUUUUGUUGCUAAGGAAAGUAAAAAUUGCAUCAUACGAUUAGUGUAUGAGAAAACAUGCAAAAAGUAAUAUACCAACUUAAUUAUAAGGCAACAAAUUUCUAGAAAUGAUGAUUGAAAUUUUAAGUCCCUUUCUUAAUUACCGGUACGUGAAAGCCUGAUGUUUAGCGUUAUGUGAAAGGACUAGCUUCUAGAGAGAUGAUCACACCCCAGGGUAACUUAACUAUUUACUGUUCACAGUCCCUGAUGGUUUAGAUAAAGUGUGAUAGCCCACAAGAGUAGAUGCCUUUUCUUGGUUCACGACCACUGAAACAGAGCUGGGAAGGGUGUUGCAUGCUAAUAAAUUCAAGAGACUGCCAUUCCCAUGGAGAGGGGGGGCUGUUCAGGGAUGCUUCUCAGAAAGUUGGAUAUUAUUAAACCCUCAAAUAACACCAAUCUGGGCAUGGCUAAUCAAGUUUUAUUUGACCCCAUUCUAAAAACAGACAGUGAAAUAAGAGCUAUUUAAAGUAAUUUUAAUUAUCAUUAAGAUUUUGCUAUUGAAGGCUUUUUUACUCCCGUAAAUACCAAUGAUAUCACAUCCCCAUCCCUUCUCUCCUUGCCUAAUUUGCAGUCUCAUAAGGACUUUACCCACCAUUAUUCAGCUUAGCCUACAAUCAAGCCUUUGGCGAUAGUAAGUUGUGUGAGGUUUAAUGUCUGAAUGAACACCAAAUUUACAUCAGAAAGGGUUGUCCCGAUGAUAGAUUUGAAAUGCUAUUAGCACCAAUGAAGAGGUUCAAGCUGAGUGACAGUUGGUGAAAUUGAUAAAAUAUAUUAUUUUAUUUAAUGUUAAUAAGUUGUCAACAUUAAAUUCUGCAUCUGAUUCAACCUCAAAAUUUUUCAAUUAAAUUUAACUUCAUUUGAUUUUACUCUAAUGCCUUCUGUUUUUUGUUUCUUAGGUAUAUUCACGUGAGAAUACUUUUCAGUUUGAAGGACACAGCAGCAUCUAUUUUGGAGAUAAUCAAACCUCACAAUUUCGUACUCCUCUCCCCACACCAUCUCCAAGCAAAGUUCUAAAACCGUCUCCAAGAACCCAGAAUCAAUCCUGUCUUCCUGUAUGGGUUGAGCCCUUGGGAGUUUGGUUGACAAACAGAAAGGUAGGAGCUAGCCUGCACCACAGAUGUAACAGGGUCUAGACGGGGUGGAGGCCCUGAUCCAACAUUCCUGCUCCUUUUCCAGGAUAAUCCCGCAUUCUGCACUUUUUUCGUCACUUUCCCAAAUCCCCUUUUUUUGUUUCCAAAAUUUUUAAGUGAAAAAAGACUAAUUGCUGCAAAAGCUAAUAAAUGUAAGAUGCAGAUUGGCCCCUUUUAUUGAUAUUCUGAAUUUAUGCGUGUUUUAAGGCCAUUUGCAGAAGUGAUAUAGCCUCUCAUAUCUUAGUAUGACAAAGUGGAAGGAAAAGAGCACAAGAAAUGAAGAGGGAGACAAGAUAGGACAAGGGACACCACCGAACUUGAUUCACAGUUGCCACUAAAAUGUACGAUUUCUCGAAUUCCUGACUGACAGGCAAAAAAAUUUCCCACAUACUGUGCCCAAAUUUUUGUGAAUCCUGUUUUUGGGGUAGCAGUCAGAUCCCAUUUCCCGUUAAGAUAUUUUGUGUUUUCCCAAAUCCCGCAGACUAUUUUAGUCAAAUCCUGGAUCUCAAAAAACACCCUUCCACACCCUGAUGUGACGUAACCCAGUGAGUAACAUCUGUAAAGCUAGCACCAAUAUCUUUGUUCUGGCCCUGCUACGGACUCAACAAAUUACCAGAAGUACAUUUCAAAUAAUCAACAAUGGCUAUUUUAUUAGGCCAAUCAUGGCUCGUACUCAAAUCCUGGUACUUAGGUGGAACAGGGAUUUUAAUUUUUGGUGCUGUUUCGCAGAGGAACUUAACCCAGAAAUUAAUUUUCAUCUGUGGGGCAUGCUAGGUAGGAGCAUAAUAAUAUUAUAGAAAAGAUGGGUGGAGUUGUAAUACUGUUAUGACCAACUGAGGGGGACAUUGGGGGCUACGGUAUUGUGGUAUCAAGCUUUUUUUCAUGCUUUUUUUUAAAGCUGAACUGUAAGCUAUAUUUUAAUGAACGAAAAUGUUUUGUUCAACUCAUUACCUCAUGUUUGCACUGUAUAUUCAGCUUAGGGCAAAAAUGCUUAAAAUAUGUUUCUCACCUAAACAGUUAUCAGAAAUUAAAAAAAAGGGUUCAUAUGCCAAUAACUAAUUCUUUCUUUUUAUGUGGAGUGUAUAUGUAUUACCCAGUUGAACAUGAUCUAUAAAUGUAAUGUAAUUUCUACUUGCAGAAGUGUAACAACUACGAGACCUUCACAAGAAAUGUUGGGCUUCUACGUCGUACUAGCGACAUGUUCUUGGUAAUGAAAUUUUAUCCUCGGUUCAUAAUCUAUUUUCCUUUGUUUCAAACUCAUGUCAUUAUUUCCGUAUCCGAAAACUAACUUUACGUGUAGAUGUAAGUAGAACUUGAAACAGGAUCUGAAGGACUUUAACUGAACCACCACAUCUACAAACACGAAAAAGACCAGAAAAUAAUGCAUAUAUAAGUCGAUUGUAUAUAAUAUUGGUACUCAUUUUCUGUACUUGUAAUGUUAGCUUAAUGUUACAUUGAGUGGAACAUGGUGCGAACAAUAUCUGUAAUGUGUCCUUCUCUUCAUGAAAGCGUCGUUCCUCAGACCAACAAAGAUAAUCCUUUGUAUAGUCCCCAUAUGUCCUUCAGAGAACUGUUUUCUUUAUGUGCAAUAUUAAUUUGCGUUUUCCAUGCCUUUUUUUUUGAAAAAGGACCCCUGUCCGCACGUUCCAAGAUGUUCCCAUGAACGGACAUUAUCAGCCCUUCGACGCCAAAAGCAAAGGUUCAAAACCGAGGAGGAAUUGAAGAAGCAAGAGGUUUGUGUCUUGUUAAAAAACAAAACAAAACAACGACACUUUAUUAAUAAGCAAAUAAAAUUACAGAAGUAUUGCCCGCAGCUAGCAAGGGUAUGCGAAGCGGGACAAUGCGUGCAAAAUAUGAAAUUCAGACUAAGGCUAUUAACUAAGGAAAGUUUACAGCUUACGCUUGGUUUUCUUUCCUUAGUUUCUCAGCGGUUCCGGUCAUAGUUGAGAAAAAGUUAAAAGAUUUAGCAGAAAUUUAGUAAGAAGCCGGGAGUGAACGUGAACACGUCCGACUAGUACGCUCUUGGUACCAGUCCCAAACAAGGUCUUUUUUUGUUACUGUAAAUUUAUCUAAUUUCAACUAACAAAAUCAAAGAAAACCAACGUAGUAAAGGAAGCAUGUGUUUGUAAUCUUUAAUUGCCAAACGUGAAAAAUUCGCGCGCGAAAAUGAACCAAUUUUUAGACAGCGAGAAAGUUCUCGUAAUGAAUGCCGAUAACAAGAAGUGAAAAAACUGACAACUUGUAGAUACAACUUUGGAAGCUGCAGUUAUAGUAACCUGUAGUAAUGACUUUGGAAGCAACUAAGCGUUUUACAUCUAAGGUUGCGUUUAAUGCUCAGCCCCGUGGUAAUUUAGUAGAAAGAAGAGUAUAUGAAUAAAUGGGUUAAGUUUUAAAAACACCACAGAGCGGGAACACAAUUCUUACAACCGAACAGGGUUGUUUUUAUUUUAACCAGUGCUGCAAGUAAGGAAAAGAAAGGGCAGUGUGAUAAAUAAUCAGAGUAGAUGUAACUAACGUUGAAGCGAUUUUCAAGUAAUUGCCAAGAAUGAAGACAGAUUAUUUUUUCUUAAUUUCAGCGUCACUUUCGAAUUAUAGAAAAAGUUCAGCAGAUUCGUGAUGUUUGGGAACAGUGGACAGAAAAAGCGAAAGCAGCUGGGCAGGAACAUGAAAGUAGAUUAAACAGCUUUAGGAGAAGUCGAGGUAAUUUUGGAAUUGUUAUGGGGCUUGAUCGCGAUCCAGGAACUCUUGAUUUCUUUGAAGCUGACAUUGUUUUGUUACACUGGGUACGGGCGCAGGGACCGGCGCACAAAAAAGGGAGGGAAGGGCGAGAAAAGCAGGAAAGCGAAAUAGGGGAAGGGUCCCUUUGGACAGUUUGAAUUAUGAAGCUAUAGCUGGGUCGGUCCUCGUUCUAUAUCCUCAUAGCAGUUUUGUUUUGUUUAUACGAGAAGGCGGGCAAGAAGGCCAACCCGCCUUCUCAUUUAAACACAGAGAAACAUUUAUGAGGAAAUAAGGUGCGAUUCGAGCCAGCACGCGGUCAAGCAGGCCACUGCCCGUUUUGGCCGCCUCAUCUAGACAGGCCCUCGAGAUUCAGUUUACAGUGGAACCUUGAUAUAACCAACCUCUAUAUAAUGAAGUCCUCUUUAGAACGAACGAUUUUCUUUACCCCAGUAAUAGUAAAACAUAUGGAAAAGAAACUCGAUACAACGAAACCUCGUUAUAGCGAACAAAUUUUGCCAGUACCUUGGCACUUCGUUAUUUCGCGGUUCCGAUCCACUGUAUAUAGAUUAGUGGCUCAGAAAAAGGCGACUUGAUACAUAUAGAGCACAGGACGCUCCGGCUCAGGCCACUGUUAUAUCACACGCUUGAAUUGGAUGUUAGUCUGUAGCGGAUCCAAGCACGAGUAAAUUGCAAGCAUCCGGAUAACGACAGAUGGCAUGGAGUUUACCUAGUCCCUGUACGGCGUUUUUUCCGUUUACUCUCGGUCAAUUCACUUCGGUGACGUAUCCGAGGCGAACGGGCGGGAAACGCCUAGACAAAAACAGAAUGCGCAUGCGUGCGUUGCUUUUUGAAAUUCUGGCCUACGUGAAACGCUUUGGCCGCGCCGAAAAAUGAGGCCUAGGGACUAGGCAAGCAUGGAGCAAUAUUUCAGGGACCUAGGAGACUUUAGGUGUUAUUUGAAGAAGGGUUAACUUUAAGUAAGUAAAGUGAACCGUUUUUUCCCUUCCUUUGUGUAAACAGAUGGUUACUCUGAUCCAGAUGAAAUGAUAAAAAAGAAAAGGGAGGAAAGAAUCGAACGUGAAAGAUUGCUCCGCAUUGAAAGCGAGAAAAGAAGGGAGGAGAUUUUACGAAAGAAACGUUUUAGACUUCCUAAAAUAAUUGUCACGUACUACGAGGUUCAGACACGUCCACAAUCUCAGUGCUCAGAUGUGGAGAGAAGGCUGCCACAUUUAGUAAACAUUCCAGGUGGCUCUCAACGCGGUAAACAAAAUGAAGAUAGCGAUAGUGAUUCUCAAGGAAGUAGAGGAGAUAGACUUGAAAUUCCUGAAAGGCUUUCGCCUCAAGAAUUAUCCCUCAAAGAGAUGAUGUUGCUAGAAGGAGGUGAGGAAAGCGAGACGUUGUUUCUUAAAAAUGGGACUGAAACACAAUCUCUUAAUGGUUGCAUUUCUAAGGAGUACGAUGUUGUCGGCGCUGAUAUAAACGUCACCUUGCAAGAUAACGAAGGAAAUGAUUCAGAAGGUAAGGCUUUAGAAGGGUCAAAUCAAAAUGGCUCAUUAGAGGAGGAACAUUUAGAACUAGAUAAAAAUGAAACUGUCGCAGAAGAAGAUCUUGUGCAUGUGGCGCCGACUGAACCAACUAAAAGUGUAAACAACGAACUCACGCAAAAGUCUCAAAUGGUUAAUAAUACGAUGGAUGAGCCGAGCACGUUAGCCUCCGAACAGAGAGAGACACUUGAGAAACAUUUGGAUGACCAAAGCAAUGCUGACAUCACAAAAGACUCAGAGAAUUUUGAAGGUAAAGGAAUGGAAGAAAAAGUUGACGGGAAAGAAAAUAAAGAAAGACUGAGAAAGGAGGAAAGUGAGAAAAAUUUGGAAGAGAAAGAAAAUGAAGGAAAAGUGGAAGAAAAACAAAGCAAAUUGAAAGUUGACCAGGAAAAAGAAAGGACCAACGAAGAAAAGGAGAAACAAAUGAACUAUCUUGUACCUCCAGUGGCUGGUGAAUACGGGUCUGAUAACGCCUCCAUAGGAGAUGCAGAUUACACAGGUAUAAUGAUAUCCAAAUUAAAGACUCCAGGCUUUUGUGGCUCAGUCAGAACUAUAGUAAUUAUCACCUUUGUUUGAAGCAAAUCAGGAAGAAAAUAAGGAACCUUGGGCUCCGUGAUAUUUCUUCAGGAUAUUAUAAGUUCGCGCUCAAGUUGUGAAGGUGCAUGACAGAAAAGGUGCCUUUCGCAUAUUUUCCAUUGAAAAAUGGUACCCCUUUUACAUACUUUGUUUAGAACUUUGCAUCCUGCUGUAAAUGCACUCUUUUUAAGAUAUGAAAAAACCUCAAACCAUUUUCCCAGUCAAAACCCUCUGGUUAGAACUUCUCGUAAACAAACACCUCUCAAAAGCGACCGCGACCACUUUUUGUGUUGAGAGUUUUAUAAUUUUCCAUCUUUUUUAACCUCUUGUAAGCGAUCGCUUUUGUAGCCUUAAGAGUUUUUCUUCUUGCGCAGAAACACAAAUGAAAUCCGGCACGAAACACCAACACGAAUGACGAGAGCUUGCUUGCGUGCUGCCUCCUUAGUGGACCCGGGUUGGUGUUCUUGCUUUUUUAACGACAUCGUAUUGCUUAAAUUCACAGCUUCAUUUAUGUCCGCGUUUGUCCCGGUGGCAUUGGGCGUUGGCAAUGGUGUUAUACCCAAUAAUGCAAUGCGAGCGUCAUCUGUGCUAGAUCGUUACCACGUCCCUAGCCAGGCGCGGCUGAAUAACACCAGACAGGGGAAGAACGCCGGCGCCUGGAAACCAAAAGUCAGUGACAAGAAACAAUAUUUAGAGGUCGAUCUGGGAGCUCUAACAAAAGUUACUCAGGUUUGUGUUAUAGUUUAUCUUGUGUUUCUAAUCUGACUUGUAUGGAUCAUAUGAUAAUUUUUUUUGUCCUUUAUAAUCCAUUAGAAACUCAUCAUGUGAAUCCCUACCAGCCGUAAUUAAUUAGUGUGCAAUAAUUUUUAUGCGAAACGGAUUAUUGUUGAGAUUAUUGUUGUUUAUUGUUGAGUUAAAGAUGUAAGAAAAUUAGAAUUCAUACUGCCGUCUUGUUCCGUAAAUUUCUGAGACUAUUAUGGCAGUUUGGAACAGAGCACUUGGCCAUCUUUGUUGACCUCCAUACUGUCCCUCCAAAUGAUCCCAGGAAGCUUUGUGGUCGCAUUUCGUUCCCAAUUUUUCACUCGUUCUUAACAUGGUGAAUUGUAUUUGCUUCUCACUUCAUAGGUGUCCACUCAGGGUUACCCCACCCCUAGCAAGGCCAAAGUACAUAAGAAAGACAGGUGCUGGGUGGAGUCGUACACACUGGCUUUCAGUACAGAUGGCUCACAAUGGCAACCUUACAUUGAAAAUGGCGUUGUUAAGGUAACUAGUCAUUGACCAUUUGGGCAUACGGAACUCACUGCUUGAGUGACCGCCAAACAAAGAGCUUUCUAGUGUGCAAUUGCUCAAUGCCCAAAGCGACCUCCAUUGAAUCAACCAUAUCAAUGCUCAAUUGCGCUUUGCAAAAGUUCCAAAAAGUGUAAGAAAUAAAAAGUAUAUGACUGUAUAAAUACAAGAAAUACAACUAAUUGUGAUUUAUUUCUUAUUUCCAAAUUAGUGCUAGUUCUUCUUGCUAUCAAAGUACGAAACAGACCAUUCGGUAUUGUUCUGUAAACAAGCACGAAUUGACUUUUAUUAGGCUUGAAAGACGCCGCACAUCGGUGUGAUUUUGGCCGAUAAAUACGGUUGUUUGUCAGUUAUAAUCAUGCCUAACCCUUCUUUUAUUAAAACAUGUUUAAAAAUACAUGUUUUGUUCUUAUUUGCAGUGUUUGGUUCAUAAACUGUAACUCUAAACACCUGUAAAACGCAACAAUAAUAAUGGCAAGUAUUCAAGAACUAGAUAAAUCAUAAUUGUAACAAAUAAAUAUAAAUUACAUUAUGAUGAGUUUUAAACGAGCUUUAACGGUGUUUUAACUAUGAAAAUGGGAAAAUCUUUUCACAUCUUUAUUAUUCAAUGAUUAAAUUCAAGUAAAUGAUAAACUGAUCGCAAAAGUUUAACGACUAAGUAAAUGAAUGUUUUAAUCGUUUUCUGAGCUCGAGCUCUAACAGGGUUAACAAUGUCGAGUCUAUAUUUUGAGUUGCCCCCGGUUUUGGUUCAUUUCUGAGUUGCCCUUAGCCUCUUUUUCAGAAUAUGAGUAAGUGCAAGUUUUUGAUAUGAAACUGAUUAUCUGUUAUCAUUCCAUUUUUUCAGUUAAGUUUUUGCCCUAAAAGUGAAGGUUUUUAAAAUUCGGGAACGAUCUAUAAAUGAAGCUUAGAAACUGAAAUUCCGUUUUCAUUAAGCAGAUACAAGCUCGUCUGCGUAGGGGAAUUUUAACGAUGAAGGAAAGAAAAGAUAAAAUGUGAAGUAUCUUAGUUGUUCCCUUUCUUUCCCCCAACUGCGUCUGUCUGCCCAAUUGCCUUCCCCUCCCACUGAGCGGCUGCCGGUCUUGUGUGGAUCAGUAGAAGCUGACUCGGGUUUGGCCAGCUUGGACAUCAAACAUAUGCAUAACGAUAAAAAAAACAUUGUUUAAAAGAAAAAUAUAUAACAAGCGUAGUAAACAACACAUUCCUCGUACACUACGCUAGUGAUAAACACUAAACAAAGUAUUCUGGUUGUCACAAACCUCAAAAACUAUUAAGGUAAAAAACGGUAAAGGCGCACUGACAAGCCAAAGGCUUAAAUGACCGGAGCUUAUCCCUGUUUCCUUAUAGCAUGAAGCAUGCGUAGGAGUAUUUAUACUCCCCCUUGGACGGGAUACUUGUCCAUCGCAGGAUUACCCCCCAGCAGUAUGUCGCUGGUACCCAUUUAUACUCCUGGGUGAAGAGAGACAAAGUGCAGUAAAGUUCCUUGCCUAAGGAAACAACGUGACGGGCGAGGCUUGAACCCCGGAUCUCCAGAUCCGGAAUUCGAGGUGGUAAUCGCUCGGCCACACACGCCUCCAAAGAAAGCUAUUAAGGGUUAAGGGUUAUUUUCUCAUCACACCGAUCCUCCCGGAUUUACACGACGCACCUUUGUCGCAUGCGAUGUGCGACGAUAAUAAUACGGCGACUCGAGUAUCGUGUAAAUUAAACCUACAACUGACUUGCUUGAUGUACUACUUAUCUUAUGUUUUCAAUUUGGUGGCAGGUUUUUAACGGAAACAAGGACAACAAUGCAGUCGUUAUCAACAGCAUUUUAUACCCUUUUGAAGCGAGAUUUGUGCGAUUUCUACCGCAGUCGUGGAAAAACAGUAUCGCUUUGAGGGUAGAAGUUUACGGAGAAGCUGUAGGUGAGCAUUGCGUUUAUCGGCUUAAAGUUCUUUUUCAUCUUGCUUUUGUCACGCUAGCCCACUUAACAGAAACGCAUACCUAAUCUGUUUCCAAAAGGUCCUUAGAAAUGUAAGUUAGGCAUUUGUUAUGCUUGUUUCAAAAGGCGUCUUACUCAAAAAUUUCCUCCACUGAGCUGUGUUUGGAGGUGAUGAACUUGUUUCUAUCCGUUAGAGGCCGAAUAAAAUACUAAAAUGUUAGUUGGUGUUGACAGGUAAUUAGGCUAUUCUGACGAUGAAGUCGUUUGACUUAAGUUCGUUUUUGCUUUCUUAUAUAAACUCGUCAAUCCCGCCGAGGUUUAAGAAACAAUACCUAAUUUGCACAAGAAAAGAACAAACUGAAGAAUUCUGGUAGUUUUCGCAAAUGACGUCAUCGUGCAUUUGUCCUUUUAAAGCUUUCAUUUCAAAGUAGGAAAAUUCUGUUAAGGCUGAGAAGUACAAUUUAAAAGAACUUAGUUUAUGUGUGUAAUUACACAGGGGAGAAAAAGUUUUACAGAAGUUUAGUUAAAGGAUUCUCUUCCUCCUUGAGACGGCCGAGGGAUGAAAAAAGAGAAUAGUUAUAACAGCUCUGCAUUUUUUUCUUACGUCUCUUGUUCAUGCCUGAAUACACUAAAGAUUGCUCACGAGGCAACAAAUGCUGCAGUAAAUUAAAGUAGUCAAAAGUUUGUUAUAAUUUAAGUGAAAUGACAACCAGUAACUUCACUGUGUUCAUAACUUUUUUUCAAGAAUGCGAUCUAACGAGCGUAACACCACCCCCGACGUCUAUAUCCACCGAAACCGAGGAGGGCCUAAGAGAGCAUGAAACGAUCGUGGAGGAGAAAGAAGAAGAGGAAGUUGAGCAGUUUGUGUGUGAAACUGAAGAAGAGCUUGACGAGCAAGAUGUUUGGGAGGAAGAUACUGUUGUUUCUGUUGUGGAGACUGCUUCACAGAUUCAAAGUAAAGGUAUGGACAAAGCAAUGUUGCAAACUCACUUCUAGCCUGUUUCAAAUACAUCGAGAACGAGUACGUGACAACCGCAUGGGGGCUGGGAAAAGACGGUAAAGUGGAGCCUGCCUGUAAACAUUGUUUUCAAUACUUCAUUUCGGUAUGCCAGCUCCUGGUAUACCCUAUGAUUGGUCAAUUGUUACUGUUAACGUCAACAUUGACGUCAAUCGCUUCGCGCUUCGCGAACGCAGAGUCAAACAAACAUGAAGAGUGUGUGAAACCCUCCUACACUGCACAUUUUGACAUUUAACAUUUUGACACAAGAAACAGUUUUUCUGGAAGUGCCAAAGGAGGGGGGAAGUUUGGGGCGGGGGGGUGGGGGGAUUGGUGUACUGUGCGGACUGAGUUAUUUAAAAAUAUGCUUACAGGCUUGCCCCUUCUGUCUUUCCGCCGUUUUUCGCUCGCUCGCUCGCUCGCUCGCUCGCUUUUUCGCCGCUUCCCUGCUUUGUUUGCUUGUUUGCAGUGACCGAAAGCCUGGCACAGGCUAAGGGGUCGUUUCUAGUAGUAAUAAGUUUUAACAUUUUUUUCUUGAUCGGCUAAGUUCGACGUUGGCAUAUCAGCCAGGCUCGCUGAUAACUGGGUGGGCAUAUUAAAGGAAAAAAUGUUGAGUCAUUUUGAUCAGUUGAUCAAGCCAAAAGACGAUGAGUUAAUUACAACUCUUAGGAACGAUCCCCCUUUGUAAAUCGUUCUUGGACCGCCAGCUACAGGGUGAAAACUUGUAAAACGAGGAAGAAACAAAUGGGAACUCGAUUUGAUGCAAAUCAUAUUGUGUUAUACUAAUUCACUUAAACUUGCCAAGUUAUUAGGGAGCUUAAGGGCCUGUUUACAUGGAGGUGGGGGAACCCCAGGUAGGUGAGGUAACCCGCUUAGCUGGGGUAACCCGUUUGUCCAUAUAAUCUCUCAUUUUAAUUUGAUCACGCUUACAUGAUAGGUGGGGUGACCCGCUAUAUUUUGCCUCACCUACCUAGGGUCCCCCACCUCCAUGUAAACUGGUCCUAAGCUACGACGACGGCAACGGCAAAGAGAACGGCAAAAAAGCAACAGGUUGAGAUUGGCAAAACAAUAACUUUGCACGUGCGUCGUGCUUUUUUGUACAUUUCUUUGCCGUCACUGCACGACCACGACGUGAAAUUUCCUAAUUUCACCUUUUAUGGAGGACGUGAACACCCCACAACAAUUUUCUUUUUCUUUUUGUGAACUUAGAUGCAAACCUUUAGAAUUCAACUCCUGAAAAAAAUCGCCAACAUUUGACAAAUUAAAAGAGUUGAGUAAGGGCGAUAAAUUUUGAAACAGCGGGAAUUCACUCUUUGGGAGACGUUUUCGCUGCCGUUGCCGACGUCACUGCUUAAGCUCCCUAUUCACUGGAGUAUAGUACGCCGUGUUGUAGUGGCUCUGAUGGAAGAAGUUUAAAUAUUGUUUAAUUAGAGGGAUUACCCCUCCCCCGGAGUUUUGCAGGCUAAUCUUAAAGGUCUUUAUAUCUUUUGUUAACGAGAUACACCUGAUUAAUGGAAGGGAAAACGAGUCUGGGAUUUUAUCUGAAGAGAGUUUUAUUUUCUGUGGUGUUAACGUACCUUUUGUGACUAAUUUGUUAGUUGCAGUGGUGUCUCAAAGUACUUCAUCAAUGGUCGGUCUCACAGUCCAAGGAGAAAAGGUUUGUUUUUAAGUUGUUAAUAACAACAAAAGAUGGUCACCCAAUUUUAGUGGGGCAUUAUGUUCAAUAGAAUCCGUGGUCUGGGCCAUUUAAAAUUUGGGUAACUUCUGUGACGCGUAGGUUAAUUACGCGCUUUAGGAAACAUUACUUUCGACCAAAUAUAGGUUAAAUUUUUGUUUGAUAAAGUUGAAUUACUUACUUUGAAGUAGUCUUUUGUCCUUUAUGGUCAGUUCUUUCACAGUGUGAGUAAUUCAACUUUAUUAAACAAAAAUGUACCCUCUAUUUUGUCGAAACCCAUGUUUCCUAUAGCCUAUGGGUUCACUGCAGGCAAUAUCAGGAUAUACAGAUCAUGCAUGCUUGGAAUCGUUGUCUGUUAAAAAGGGCAGAUUUUUCUCGGUUGAAGGGUUUAUCAGUUGGCUUGGACAAUUUAAAAGCCUCAAUAGUCACCACAAGCGAAAUUAUUCUGAUAGUCGAGAGGUUUAGGAAACUUGAUAAAGUGGCACUUUUUUUUUGUCGUUUACUGUUCAUUUUAUCUAGUGCGCAAAAAAAUGUGGUUUUAUUCCAUUUUCAUCCGUAAGAAUUAUUUUGGACAGUUUUUAUCUGCUCAUUUCCUUAUUUGAGAAACUGUAAACUUAAAUCUGACAUUGUCUUUGCUGUAAACGUGAUUCUAAGUCUCUCUACUCGAACAUUUGUUACCCGUGAUUUUGACCGUUUGAUUAAAUUUCAAAGCCCUAAAUUAGACCCGAGUCAAACGUCGAACUUCACGUGAGUCGACUUUAAUGUUAAUAAGCGAAAACAAUAGAUUUUGCUCAUUGGCAUUAGAUCUGAUACAUACAAAGUUCGUCGUUUGACUCGGUCCUGAGCACAUAUUUGAGGCUGGCGACUUCUGGUAUGAUUAGACACUCUUGAACAGACAAGUUACUCAUUAUUUAAAGUCGCAAGACCUAAAUGCGUGAUUGCAAAGAAUCAUUGAGCGCCAUCUUUGUCAGUUUAGGGCUGAUGGGAUAAAAGCAAUGUCACGUGGUUUCUUAGGGUCAGUUUUUUUAAAUUCUAGACAAAAAAUGAAAAAAAAAACCAACGUUUUAUAUUAAAAACAAUUAUGGAAAGUUAUGGGUGGAAGUGAUCUCGUUACUUUUUUGAUGCAGUAGCGGCCGUAGAUGCCAUCACAGCAAGCAAUAAUGACGAAAAACUUGUCGAAACUCCAACUGUAUAUUUUGCAAAACCUAACUCGUCGUCUCGCUUUCAGAGAAUAAACAAACUCGACCGCGAUGACUUAUACUGUACUUUGUCACUUGUUUGCACUCCCUCCCCACCCCUGAAAUACCAUGUGACAUUGUUUUUAUCCCAUCAAUGCUAAAGCGCGUGCAAAGAUGGCGGGUAUCGUGAAUAAGGUUUAUUCACGGAAAGUUUUUUAAGGUGAUUGUAAUGCCUUUUUUUUUCGAUAGCAAUCUGAAACUUCGAAAGCUAAGCGAAAGUCCAAGAAAUCAAAGCAAGACAAGUCAGAAGAAAACGAAGAAAAAAAGAAAAAGAAGAAGAAGAAGAAGAAAAUUAAAGAAAAGAAGACAAAGCAAUCCCUCGUUACCAGUGUCGCUCUGUUGGAGGAAAUCGAGGAAGAAGGUGAAGGCUCGUCUCAGGAAGAACAAGAAGAAGAAGAAGAAGAAGCAGAGGCACAAAUCAAGUCACCCUCCCUCCCUGAAAUCCCUAAGAGACCAGGUAUGCCUUGUACUCUCUGUGCUACCGUCCAGAGCCGAGGAGUACUUUGUAGUCUAAACUUGUGCAAACUGGGUCUUCACGUUGCGUCCCUCAUCUUUGGGUUCUUAAGAAAGGACGACGGCGAUGGCCAACUUUCCUGGAGAAUUGACGUUUUGCGAUUUAAAGCUAUUGUUUUUUUUUCGUUCACGGUGUCUUAGUUGUCGGCCAAAAAAAUCACUUGAUUGCAAAAAUGCGUUAUUUGAUUAAGACACCAUAGUGUGCACUUUAUACUAUACAGAAGACAACCGAGGCGGCUUAUCAAACUUUUGGCAUUAGUUUACGUCUUAGUAGCUUGAUUGAAGAUAAAAAACAAGCAGUGGAGAUAAACGUGGUAAACCAGCGCCAAGUUUAUUAUGAAAAGUUGAUUGUUGAUUAACCGAAGUGUUUAUCAUCGCUAUCCGUGUUUUAUUUGUUUCGUACUUUUUAAAUAACUCUGUCUACUCAAAGUUUAUGAGUUAGUUGUUUUAAUGAUCACCCUUACGAAGCUCCGUUUUCUGAAAUUCUUGCCGAUGGACCUGUCAAUGGAUGCUCUUGAAAUAGCAACCACCAGUUAGGUCCCGUUUUUAUGGAGAAAAGUUGCUCCGGGUAGAAGGGCUACUUGCCUACCCGAGCUACCCUGGACGAACCAACUUUUCAUAGAUUUUCUUACAAAACUUGACGACUCGUUAACAUGAGAAACAAAUCGUUGGCUCAACUAAGAAGGAUGAUCCGUCUAUCUGGGUCAUCCUCUUUUGAUGGUAAGGUCACCCUUCUAACCAGAUUUACUUUUCUUCAUAUACAGCUAAGGCUCAGCAGGGUCAACUCGAUCAAGGCGAGACAAUCAGAGCAUGCGCGAGCGCCGUUGGUUCGGGCAAAGGGGGUCAACAUUUUUCUCAAAUGAACGCUCGCUAAAGUUGGCUCAACUGGUAGGGUGACCCUCUUCCCUGACAAAUUGUCUCCAUAUGAAAGGGGCCUUAUUAAAAAUUCCUCAAGUUGGUCCCUUCCCCAGAUUCAUUGUACUAUUGUAGUUACUUUUUUAUUGGGAGAGUCUUUGUAUGUCAUUAAUGCACGUGCCUACCUUAGAUUACGAUCACUUUCUAAAAGCCACGAAUAAUAAAUUUUUACCAAAUCGUAAUUUGCUCUUCAGAGAGUGCCAUUCGGAUACCAGCUCCACCUAAGCGAAGCUUCAGUAUGUUCCCGGUUAGAAAACCUGAAGAACCUGUUAAACCUCGCAGGCGCCGUGCACAGACCGAUGACAGUAUCCGCAAUGAAUUGUUACGUCAGCAAGUUGCUGAGGAUAGAAGAAGGAAACUCGCGGCGGCUAUGGAGAAACCAAAGAGAGAGGUUCAAGCACAGAGUCCUUUACAUGACAAUUACAGUGCACGCAAUGAAUUAGGUGAGUGGGCUUUGGCUUGUGCGACAAUACUAAUGAACAAUACUAGUUAGCAACAGAACGGGGACGUCUGUUGACGAUGGUAAAGCGCGGGAAAAGAACUAAACGCGACUUCCGGUGCCCAAUUUGCUGCUCUGCCAUUGGUCAAGGUGUUACUUUGAUCUGCGCGCGCCGUCGUCACUGCCGUCGCGUUGUCUUUACUAAAUCUGUCUAAUAAGGUAAUCUCACUGUGGUGUUUAUCUGUUGUAGAUGAUUUUCUGACCAAGUACUGCAUAAUAAGUGAAGGGCAAUCUAAUUAUUAUCGGCGGAUCUUCAAGACCGUAAGUCUUUAAUUUCCUACAGUAAUAAGUCUCACACGAUUCGCGCUUGUGUGCUUUUUUCCUCCUUACAGUCAAACCAGGUCAAGCGUUCCCGUCACUAGCAAACUAAUGAAUUCAUUAAUGGAAAAAUGAUUUCGUUUGUUGAUUCAAUAAUCCAUUCAUAAAAUAAAUAAUCGAACAAUCAAAUUGGACCUCGAUUCAAUAAUUAAAUGUUGAUUUGGUUUAUAUACAAAAUCUACCUGUUCUUUAUUCUUGUCUGUUGAGUUCAAUCGUCUUUGCUUCCCUUUUCCUGCCGUUUACGACUGCGUUUGUAAUUGCCUUUAAUCAAAAUAACAGCUAGAAGAGACAGACCGCAAAUACAAAGAAACUGACAAAGGCCGGGGAUCGAAAUCCACCAAUCACCGCACAUACACUGACCUUAGUUUCACUAUCGUGUUUCCUAAGAGGUCAGGUCCGUUGCAGUGAAUACUGGAAACAAAAUGACGUACAUGUAACAGUUUGUUUGGGUUUGAAAGUCAGAACUCGCCCGAACUCGACUCUAAGAAAAAAAGGAGAAAAAAAGUGUAGUUUUUCUAAAAACAGUAAUCGAAUCAACAUUCGAUUAUGGAGUCGAGGCUAAAAUUAAUAUGAAUAUUGGAUAGUUUAUUUUAUGAAUGGAUUAUUGAAUCAAUAAACGAAAUCAUUUUUCCGUUAAUGAAUUUAUUAGUUCGUUAGCGACGGGAACGCUUGACCUGAUUUGACUGUAAGUGUAUGGGAACAGUGCGCCCCAAUAUUCUGCCAUAUUAGGGAGCUUAAACAACAACGACGGUGACUGCUUCAGACUUCAUCGCGCCUAUUCCACCUCGGAUCAAUAGAGGUUUCUGGGUGAGCGACCGCCUACCCCUCCCCUAAGUCACAAUUUUGCCCAAAGUGAGGAGUAAGUGUUAAUGUUGACUUAGGGGAGGGCUCGGUGGUUAGGUACCCAGAAAUCUAAACAUAUCUCCAGUGACAUACAAACUCCACCUUCUCUUUCACCAUUUUUAAAAGGUCUGAGUGCGCUCUUUUGUGUUUUGUCCGUUGGGAAUUUACACCAGUUUGACCACCUGAUUUGGGUAAGUUUACGCCAAUUUUGCUUUUCUAAUUUGUUUAGUUCGACGAGGAUGAGGAUGGAUUUUUGUUUCCUGAAGAAGUUUUAGAAGCCCUGGAAAGCGUCAAUUCCAACUUACUAUCGGACUCCCAUAUCAGUUAUAUUUACCGAGUAAGUACUUUUCACGCCUUGCCUGAUGUUUGCUCCUCUUCACACGGCUUAGGCGAUAAGACAGAACAUUUUCAGUGUACAAACAAACUUUAUCGUGUAAAUUGUUUGUGGGAUGAUUUUAUUUGGUUUUCACAGAAACUCAUAAGGAGUGAUAAGUUUCUGGAUACUAAACCUUUCUUCGGGUGUAGUCGUGAGAUAGCAAAGAAGAGGUACUUAUGGACAGUAUCCUAGUAUCCUCUGUCUGUCUCUCUAGAAACUGUUGUAUAGUAUUUGCAGAGAAUUUACUUCCUACAAGCACAAUGCAAAGAACAUUAAAAUGAAAAAAAGUUUUUGAAGUUAGAACCUGCUUUUAACAGACCGUUUUUCAUUCAAGAUAUUUCGUCAAUUCUCAGUUUCCAGUUGGUUUAAAUCAAAUCUUUGCAGUGAAAAUUGGGGUCUUUUUGUUAAAUAUUUCGCGGUUUAAAAUAUCCUUUUAAGAAUAAAAAUAAAGGAAAGAAAUUUCCGAAUGUUUAAUUUGUUAGUAAUUGAUAAUAAGUAUAUUUCAUAAUUUCUGGUUGUAGUUGUACUGUUUGUUACCGGUCGUUUCGAUACAAGUUUAUUCAGUCGAGUUGUAAUUAGUUUUUUUUUUAUUGAAACGACGCGUUACCAGUUGUACUUACAAUACGAAAUACGAAAUAUAAUCGAAAAAUUGCCAAAACGGCUUCUAAAUGGCUCCAGAAGGAAAUAGACCGUAAAAUGCAUAACACAAACAAGUAAGUCAGAAUUUAGGAUGUAUUUCAUUUACCCCAUUAUAUCCCCUUACAAAAUUCCAAUUCAAACAGAUUUCCGCGUCUGGGCUGUUUUUUUCAGAUUUAUUCCAUUAGUCCCCACCCUCAGGGAUAGUACAAAAUGAAAAUCACCCCAAGAAAAGGCGAACGCGGCGGGGAGAUUCCCGCGCGGGGGUGACAGAGUCGCGGGUUGCCCUACUAUCCCUGGUGGGGACUAGAGUCUAGGUCAGAUAUUGAAUGAAAUGUUACAUUUAUAUAUUACUUAAGUCUCGUUUCUUUGUUGCGGGAAUGCUACCACUUUCCAUUUCAAAGCAAAUGAAGACGUUGCUCUCCACUUUGUCUGCGAAUUUAGUAUAGUUUAUUUCCCCACUUGCAUCUUCUUUGUUGCCUUUUUGCAUCUUUUCUCCGAGGACAAAUGUUGUGAUCCCGAGCAUCUCAAUCAGCAGGGUGCAAUCGUUGCAAGGCGUUUUCGUGACAAACAAUGUAGCGCCUUUGAUUUUCUUGGUGUUUCGCAUGAGGAGCGCGUUCUGUUCGGCGUGGAUGAUGUAUGGGUAUUUCUUCUGUUGCACGUCUUUAUCCUUGUCUGAGGCUCUGGGAAACUCACCAUAAAGCGCCUUUGUAGGGAAUCCGUUCCAUCCGAGAGCCACAAUCUCCCUUUCUUCGUUCAUUAUGACUGCUCCAACUCCUUUUCUUGGAUCAUCUGUGCGCUCAGCUAGGAACUUUGCCAAAGUGAUCAGGUGUGAUGCUUGCCGUUCAUCGUCAUCAUUCUCUUCCGGGUUAAAUGACGAGUCUUUAUCCUGGGAAGAAAUCUUGGAGUGGGCUUUAAAUUUGUAUCCUUUCUCCGAACCAACUAAAAUUGUGGCCAUCCAUUCCAUCAUCCCCUCAAAAUCGUCUUUGACCGGCGUUGUCAUGUUUUCGUCGUCGAACGCAGGCCAAGGCAAAUUCUCUCCUGCUUUCGCCGUCCAUUUUUCGUUCCAAUAGGCGUCCAUAAGCUGAUCCUUUAUCUGAUCUCUGAUGUUCUGCGGAGUGUCUGGAUAUUUUUUCUCCGUAUUCGCGAGUACUUCUUUUCCAGCUCUGGGUGCAAACACAGUCUGACCGAUUGGACUCACUUUAAACAAGUUAUCGACGCGUUGCAUUUCGGCUUUACGAUCCUUUCGGUCUAUGUAUUCUGGUUCAAUCGGGAAGUAAAAGACCCUCUUGAUUUUAGACUGGACCAAAAGCUUUGUGCACAAGGAACAUGGCUUUCUAGAAACAAAGACUUUGCAAUCUUGUAGAACAUCAGGAUGGGCCAUUAAUAGUCGAGCUACGCCGUGGACGCCGUUUCUUGAACAGUCCACUGCAUAGAUCAUAUCAUUGGGCAACACAAGCACCGCUCCAACUUUUUUAAACGAACCAUCUGAGUUAGCUUCGUCAGAACCAAGAGGAAACAUUUCCAUCCAAAGAGCAAGGACCAUGUACAGGUUCUCUUUUGUAAUCCUUAAAUCGCGAUCAGCGUACGAAAGUAGAUUCUUAGCCGCCAUCUUCCUCGUUGACCUUUUAAAAUGCAAAGAGACGCUGUAAAACCAUACUUUAAGACAAUACCAAGAGCCAUAAUAGGACAGCUGACUCAUUGUCUCCAAUUUAAACAUUGGUACGGAUCACUGACUACUACUGUGACACGAUCUUGAAAAGAGGGUCUUAUUUGGGAUAGGGGGGAACUUUGACGGUAAAUCUUUUCGAUUUUGAUACUCUGCGAGCAGAGGUUUCUCUCGCAUGGCUUUUAGCGUUUACGAAGUCGUUGGGGUGGCUUGUCUGUCGCGUAGUUGGUUUGUUAGAAACGGGGCGUAAACAAACCAGCUACGCGACAGACGAGCACGCGAACGACUUCUUAAACGCUAGAAGCCAUGCAAGAAAGAAACCUCUGCUCGCAGGGUACGAUUUUGAAGGUUGGUGGUGAAUUGUUUGGGCUUUUGACGGUUUUAACGGUUUUCUAGAGGAAAUUUAUUCUAAGAAUUGAAGUAAAUAUUAACUUCUCGCAGGUAUUGUUUUUACUGUGGUUGUAUUGGCCUUUUGAUUCAAUAUUCUCUCUUGCGUCACUUCCGAGUUUCUCUGGUUUUUAUCCUCAUUUUGUUUUUCUCUAGUCAUCUAUUUGAAGGAUGUUUUUGGACACUUUUAACUUUUUUUUUUUUUUUUUUUUGCAGUUGUCACCCCUUCUUUACAUAUUUUCUACCAUUUGACCUUACUUUUCAAACAUUUUUUGCCCUAAGGGCCUCUUCAUAUGAGCCCGGUUGACCGGGCUGGCCCGGUUUCCGAGAUCUCGCCUCACCUCUAAAUCCUUUGUAAAAUUUUCGAUGUGUUCAUAUGAGAGGGCGGGCUGGCUCGGUUCCCGAGAUCUCGGUAAGCGGGCUGGAAAUUUUGCCAUAUGAACACUUCAUCCCGGUUACCGGGAUGAACGGCGGGAUGAAUUCUGGCGGUCCGGAUGGCAUCGUCUUGCAUUGCCUGCUGUAUUUUCCACAUCAUAAGUAUCCCAUUUAACUGCAGUGAUACAGCUUUAAGAGUUACCGAUGCUAAGACAGGCCCGAAAGUUAAAAUUUUUGUGUUUCGCCAUGUUUGUUUUGUUUCCCAAAUUUGGCGCCAGAACUCGUUCUCAGGAUCUUUGACCUUUUCUCCUCUCGGAAACCGGGCUAAAAUUUCUCAUAUGAACCCAAGGCAAAAUUCAUCCCGGUAACCGAGCCAGCCCGGUCAACCGGGCUCAUAUGAAGAGGCCCUAACUCGACUUUUUAUAACUCGAAUUCUUCGCUUACUCGCUCUAAAUUUCCUUUCCCUUGAUCAAGAUGUCACAGACAUUUACCCCGAUAACUCGAAUUUAGAACUCCACUCGGAUGCAUCCAUCAGCCCCUUUUUUUGUAUAAUCUGUAAAAACAUUAAAACUAACAUUAUGAUUUGAUUUUAAUUGGUGCAAUUAUGUUACCCUUUCUGAUGAAAUAAGUUAAAUUUGCUCUGUACCGGUAUACACAGAAGGUUUUAAAAAAUCAAUAGCUAUCAGUCAUUAAGAAGGCAAACAGAAUGUUUCGUCGACCCCCUUGACUCGAACCCUCUGUAACUCAAACUGGAUUUUGUUUCCCUUCAGAGGUCUAGUUACCGGGGUUCUACUGGUACCUCGACACUUUCAUCCCAUCAUGCUCCAUUUUGUUUUUUAGGUUCUAGAGCUCUGUGACUGCAGUCUGGACGCUGGAGCAGAUUUCAAGUUGUUUUCCGUUGUUGCUGCAUUUUCUCAACGCGUGGCAGUUUUAGAGUACGUCAAGUUUACGGAGAUUUAUCAUUUACCGUAAAUUUCUCUCAUUUAUUUCACUAAUGUGAUUCAUUACCUUUCUUAACAGUGAGUUUGCAAAAAUCCUUUUAGCCAAGUUGGAUUUCAGAGAGCUUGACUUCAAGCUGCAAAAGUCAAAGGUAAUUGAAGUUUAAGAGGAUUUGUUUGUUAGAGUUAUAACUUUGAGUCCAAUACCAGUUAAUACAGUCCGUACUUUGGCGAACUAUGGGCGCGUGAGACUCGGGCGCUUCUCGCUUGUGAGACUCUAUUAAACCUUCCGCCGGUGCCUCGCGCCUUCAAAAACCGAUUUUGAGAAAAAAACGACUGUUUUGCAGUGUAGUUAAGACUAUUCUAUUUACUAGUACAAAGGUUCAGGAUUUUACCCUUCUAAAAUAUUGUUGUUGUAGGCUGUUUAUGAAAAAUAGUGUGUCGACUUAAUCGAGUGCGCUCAGACUGUCUUGUUCUGGCCCCGGUUGUUCCAACGUUGGAUAGUGCUAUCCACUGGAUAAAUUACUCUCCGACAAAUAAGUAUUAUGGAAAUCGAUUGCGUUAUCCAAUGGAUAGAGAGUUAUCACUGGUGGAUAGCGUUAUCCACCUUUUGAGCAACUGGAGGGAGGGGGGGUGCAACCCCCUCCCCCUUCCCCCCAAGAAGUGAGAUAUAAUGCCCACUACUCUUCAUAACACACUGUACGUUUUUAUCUCUUCAUUAUUUUAGCGGCUCUUCUUAUGCUAUGUUGACGAAGCCAAGAAGACCAUUUCGCUUGAGGAACUUAUGCUUGGGCUUACGGCUGGUGGUUUAUCGGCGGAACAAAGAGAACAAACAUUGAAAGUCCUCGGCAAGACAACUGCUUUAGACUUCCUGGACUUCUUGACUUAUAUCCCACUUUUUAUUCACAUCCACGAUCACAUUCUACAAGAUCCCCUCGGGACUGUAGUUUACCGAGACAUGUUGGCGGUAUAGAGGUAGACUUCUUCGGGAAAUCUUCGUAGAGAGGCGAGGAGCUUCCGAUUGAAUAAAUUGCCCAAUGGAAAAUCGGAGCGGGAUUCCCGUUUUCGGAACCGUACUUGGGGAAAUCAUUGUGGAGGUAGCUGAGCUUUUAACAUCGCCCAACAGAGAUGGAGCCACGUCCUCUGGCCAAACUCUUUUAGCAGCGAUUUAAGGGUCAAUAUCAAGUGGGAAAGUAGCCCAAUUCUCAGAGGGUCUGAAAUCUGUCGUCCGUCUGUCUGAGAAUCGUGCUAGUGUAUAAGACUUAAGAUAUAUUUUUAAAAAAUUGCGUUAGCCGGUUUUCUAGUUUUUGGAAUACCAAGAGACUGUGUCAGUGGGAUUCGAAAAUAGACAAUGGAGAUAUACAGAGGAAAGAGAGAUAUUGUUAAUAGCAGAUAGAAUAAAUUGUAUCUUUUAACAAUU